AUAAGAACCAAUAGCCGCCGGAUUUGUUCUUAGCCGUAAACUCUUUCUCCAUAUAUUCCAAGCUUCUUUUCACUCUCAUCUUUGAUCUCUGCUUCAAAAACAAAGCUUCCUCCCCUAGCUAUGUUACUAUAUUUUUAAUUCUUGUUGUUUUUGGUUUUACUUGGUAAACAUGAUGCUCUUAUAUGUUUUUUGUUGAUCAAUUUUAUGAUAGCAAAAAUUGAAGAAAAAUAUUAGUUUGGGUUUUUGUGUUUAUGAGUUUGGGGUGAUAAAAGUUUUGACCUUUCACCCAUUUGGUAGCUUGAAAUUAGCAUAUUUGGAGUUUGUAAAUAUGGAUUUUAGGUGUAUUACAGUGGAAAAGUUAGUAUCCGAUAAUUGAUUUUGGGAAUAUUGUUAAAACUUAAUGAUCAUUUAGGAAUUUAAGAAUGUUAUCUGGAUUGGGUAGGAGACCAAUGGUAGGAAGUGGUGAAGGAUCAUUUGGAGAUAUGGAGUCGGAGAUGGGGUUAUUUUUCAGAGAACAGCGGAGAAAGCAAGACGCUGAUGAUCUCGAACGAGAGCUAAACUUGUAUAGAAGUGGCUCUGCACCUCCUACCGUGGAGGGUUCACUUAGUGCAGUUGGCGGGUUGUUUGGGGGUGGAGCUACUAUUGCUGCUGCUGGUGGUGGUAGUGGGGCUACCGCUUUUUCAGCUCUUGUAGGAGCUAAAAAUGGAAAUGGUUUUGCAUCUGAGGAAGAGCUAAGGUCUGAUCCAGCUUAUCAUUCAUACUAUUACUCAAACGUGAAUCUCAACCCAAGGCUCCCACCUCCUUUACUUUCCAAGGAGGAUUGGAAGUUUGCCCAGAGGUUGAAAGGAGGGAAUUCAGUGAUAGGUGGGAUUGGAGAUAGGAGGAAAGUGAAUCGGUACGAUAAUGGUAUCAGUCGAUCGAUGUUUUCAAUGCCACCAGGGUUUGAUGCCAGGAAACAAGAGAAUAAAGUAGAUGCAGAUAAUGUGCAUAGAUCAGCAAACUGGGGUGGUGAUGGACUGAUUGGUUUGUCUGCUGUAGGACUUGGAAGCAAACAGAAAAGCCUCGCUGAAAUUUUUCAGGCUGAUCUGGGUUACUCUGCUCCUGUUACAAGGAUACCGUCUCGUCCUGGUAGUCGAAAUGCUUUUGAUGAGAACUUUGAGAAUUUAGGUUCUGCUGAAUCUGAUCUGGCUCAUUUACGGCAUGAACUGGCUUCUGCAGAUGCUUUAAGGUCAAGUGUGAGUGUUCAAAGUUCGUCUGCUGUCCAUGCCGUUGCUCCACCUUCUUCAUACACUUAUGCUACUGCAGUAGGGGCUUCCUUGUCUAGGAGUACAACUCCUGAUCCCCAACUUGUUGCUAGGGCUCCCAGUCCUUGUUUGACACCAAUUGGUGGAGGCAGAGUCGGUAACUCGGAUAAAAGAAACAUGAAUAGUCCAAGCACGUUUGGUGGUGUUACAUCUGGUGUCAAUGAGUCUGCAGAUCUGGCAGUUGCUUUAUCAGUUAUGACUCUGUCAUCAAAUGGUGCACCAGAUGUAGAUAAUCAGUUGCCAUCCCAGAGUGAACAAGAUGCUGAAACUCACCAGAAUCAUUUUUUGGGUUUGCAUGAUGGUCAGAAUUAUAUCAAACAGCAGACAUACUUGAAGAAGGCUGAAUCUGGGCAUUUAGAUGUGCCUUCAGGUAAGAGUAAUAGGCAAGCUGAGUUUCAGAAAUCUUCUGCAUCCUCAAACAAUUUUUACUUGAAAGGAUCUCCUACUUCCACUCUCAAUGGCGGAAGCAGCAUACCUACUCAGUUUCUGCAUGGUGGUGCAAAUUCAUCAUUUUCAAACUAUGGAUUAAGUGGCUAUUCUUUAAAUCCUGAUUUGGCCUUUAUGAUGGCUAGCCAACUUGGAACUGGCAAUCUGCCAGGUGCAUCAGCUAUACCAGUCCCUGGAAUGGACUCCAGAGUGUUUGGGGGAAGCUUGGGUUCUGGACAGAACAUUUCAAAUCCUGCAUCUGAGUCACAUAAUCUUGGUAGAGCUGGAGGCCGAAUAGCUGGGAAUGCUGUGCCUGCACCUUAUGUUGAUCCAAUGUAUCUUCAGUAUUUGAGGACAUCUGAUUAUGCUGCAGCACAGCUUGCACCUUUUAAUGAUCCCUCUAUGGAUAGGAACUUCCUUGGUGACUCCUACAUGAACUUGAUUGAGCUGCAAAAGGCAUAUUUCGGGGCUUUGCUAUCACCACAGAAAUCUCAGUAUGGUGUUCCAUUGGGUGCUAAAUCUGGUAGUUCUAAUCUUCAUGGUUUUUAUGAAAAUUCCACAUUUGGAGCUGGCAUGUCAUAUCCUGGAAGCCCCUUAGCAAAUACUAGUAUUCCAAACUCUCCAGUUGGACUUGGCAGUCCGAUCAGAUACAGUGACCUGAAUAUGCGGUUUCCUUCUGGGACAAGGAAUCUUGCUGGGAGUGUCGCUGAAUAUGCAGGAUAUAACCUGUCUGAGAGCUUCGCCUCCUCCCUACUUGAAGAGUUUAAGAGCAAUAAAACAAAAUGUUUUGAACUUUCAGAAAUUUCGGGUCAUGUUGUUGAGUUCAGUGUGGAUCAGUAUGGCAGCCGUUUUAUUCAGCAAAAACUUGAAACAGCUACAACUGAAGAGAUAAAUAUGGUUUAUGAGGAAAUCAUGCCUCAAUCUCUUGCUUUGAUGACUGAUGUGUUUGGUAAUUAUGUCAUUCAAAAGUUUUUUGAACAUGGACUUCCAGCUCAGAGAAGAGAACUUGCUUGCAAGCUUUUAGGUCAAGUUUUAACACUCAGUCUUCAAAUGUAUGGUUGUCGAGUGAUUCAAAAGCAUGUACUGGAGCAUGGAAAACCUCAUGAGCGCUCAAUCAUAAUUAAGGAGCUAGCUGGAAAGAUUGUCCAGAUGAGUCAGCAGAAGUUUGCAUCUAAUGUUGUCGAGAAGUGCUUAACUUUUGGUGGUCCUGCUGAGCGUCAGCUAUUGGUGAAUGAAAUGCUUGGUUCUACUGAUGAGAAUGAGCCUCUUCAGGCAAUGAUGAAAGAUCAGUUUGCGAACUACGUUGUACAGAAAGUGCUAGAGACUUGUGAUGACCAGCAACGGGGGCUGAUCCUUUCUCGAAUUAAGGUCCAUUUAAACGCAUUGAAGAAGUACACUUAUGGGAAGCAUAUUGUUGUGCGUGUAGAGAACUGGUUGUGCUGGAGAAAGGAGAAUUGCUGCUCAGUCUCUGCACCCGUCUUAAGUCGGUAUAGGGACAUGUAAGCUAACAGAAUCUGUGUGUGAAGCUUUCCCCUUGCUUUAAUCUUCCCGUGAUUUCUAAUGGCCAUGGUUCUUCUACAUAUCUUCUUAGACAGGUAAGAACUGUACGAAAAUAAUGUUGUUGCUUACCUUGUAGGAAGAAAGAACACUGUACAUUGUGUAGCUCUCAAGGUUUAUUAUACAUAGAAUAUAGCAAAAGCUGGGAGCUUCAGCUAGUGAAUACCUCUGAUGAUAUAUAUAUAUAUAUAUAUGAAUAUAAUGCGACUGUACGAACAAAUCUUGGCAUGUAAAGAGCUCUUUAUGUAUAA
Molecule: messenger RNA, 3538 nt
Organism: Hibiscus syriacus
Lineage: Eukaryota; Viridiplantae; Streptophyta; Magnoliopsida; Malvales; Malvaceae
Product: pumilio homolog 3-like
Exons: 7
Coding region: 423-3233 (936 amino acids)
Biological process (GO): post-transcriptional regulation of gene expression
Cellular component (GO): cytoplasm
Molecular function (GO): mRNA binding
Source: RefSeq, a predicted model, not a curated record